Pollicipes pollicipes is the source of this 2008-nucleotide messenger RNA. It is a transcript of the gene Ero1L, whose product is annotated as endoplasmic reticulum oxidoreductin-1-like protein. Lineage: Eukaryota; Metazoa; Arthropoda; Thecostraca; Pollicipedomorpha; Pollicipedidae. The record is from RefSeq and is a predicted model, not a curated record. Gene Ontology annotation, biological process: protein folding in endoplasmic reticulum. Gene Ontology annotation, molecular function: thiol oxidase activity; protein-disulfide reductase activity; FAD binding. Gene Ontology annotation, cellular component: endoplasmic reticulum; endoplasmic reticulum membrane. Bases 285 to 1742 code for a protein of 485 amino acids. The transcript is spliced from 14 exons.
AUUCUCUAUUCUUUAUUCGCCAUGACAUUUCGCGAAGUAUCUGGAUUUCUCAUUUAUCGCUAGAUUUUCCCGGCUUUCCGCUAGUUACGCUCAUUUAUGCUAACAAAACAAAACACGCGUGCCGUGCGAGGUGGUAGCCGUCGCGUGCAUAUGUUUUGCGGUUGCGUCUGGGGUUCCGGGUGGUUGCUGCGGUCGGUGACAAGGGCAGCUGCCGGCGGGCCAGCCAGCCGAGCUCAGUGGUGAACGGCGGCCGAGACUGCAACCGCGCGCCGAGCCCCGCUGUCAUGUGGCGCCGCUGCCUGCUGCUGCUGGCGCUGCUGCUGGCGUCGGCGACCGGUGCCGGCCAGUUCAGCUUCGGCCCGGCGCCGCCGGCCGUCGAUCGGUCGGCGCUGGACCGCUGCUUCUGCCAGCUGGAAGGCCAGGUGGACGACUGUGAGUGUAAUGUGGACACCGUUGACUUCUUCAACAAUGUCAAGAUCUUCCCUCGGCUGCAGUCGCUGCUAGUCAAGGAUUUCUUUCGUUUUUACAAGGUGAACCUGCGGCGCCAGUGUCCGUUCUGGGAGGAUGACGGUAGCUGCUCGCAGACUACCUGCCGCGUCCGGUGCUGCGCCGAGGAGGAAGUGCCCAUCGGCUUAAAGGCUGCUGCACCUGCACCGAAGACGGAAGAAAAGCCAAGUUACAAGUACACCGAAGCUGCCCAGACGGCGGAGGACGCGGGCUGCGACGGCGAGUCGCUGGGUGACCUCAACACCACCAUCAGCGCGUCUCGCCAGCGGCGCCUGGACAACUGGACGGCGCACGACGACGCGCUGGACAGCUUCUGCGACAUGGACGACGAGUCGUCGGCCGACAUGCAGUUCGUGGACCUGCUGCUGAACCCGGAGCGGUUCACGGGCUACCGGGGCGUGUCCUCCACGCGCGUCUGGUCGGCCAUCUACGACGAGAACUGCUUCAAACCGAAAGUCAGUAGUCCCGAGAACAAGUACGGCCCAAUCGUCGAUGCGUCAAACCUCGGAGCCGACCCUUUCCUGAUGGGCCUGUGUCUGGAGGAGCGCGUGUUCUACAGGGCCAUAUCGGGCCUGCAUACCAGCAUUACCGUCCAUCUCUGCAGCGAGUACCUGCUCUCAGAGGGGUGCCGCGGUCUGGGUCAGCUGGCGCCUGAGGUGGCCCGCUGGGGCCCGAACGCUGCCGAGUUCCACCGGCGAUUCGACCCGGAGCUGACCGGCGGCCACGGGCCUCGCCGCCUCAAGAACCUCUACUUCGUGUACCUGCUGGAGCUGCGCGCGCUGGCCAAGGCGGCGCCCUAUCUGACGCAGCUCGAGUACUUUACGGGCAACGCCGAGGAGGACGACGAGGUGCGCCAAGCGGUCAGAGACAUCCUGCCCGUCAUCAGCGACUUCCCGAGUCACUUCAACGAGUCGGUGCUGUUUCGCGGCGGCCAGGAGGCGCGCAAGCUUAAGACCGAGUUCCGCGAGCACUUCCGCAACAUCUCGCGCAUCAUGGACUGCGUCGGCUGCGAGAAGUGCAAGCUCUGGGGCAAGCUCCAGACCCAGGGCUUAGGCACGGCUCUGAAGAUCCUGUUCUCUGGCAAGUUCGACAAUCCGGACGUGUUUAAGGAGGGCUCGCCCAAGCGACAGAAGUUUCAGCUGUCCAGGAAUGAGAUUGUUGCGCUAUUUAACGCCUUUGCAAGACUCUCCACCAGCGUGAGGAACCUCGAGAAGUUCCGGGACCUGGAGAGGUGAUGCGGCGCCCCGGCGGCCGCGCCCAGGUGGCGGGGGAGGCGUGCGCUCCCUGAUGGCAGUGGGAGGGGGCUGCCCUGCACCGCGGACGGAGCCGCUGCCGGAGCGGCGCCAGAUGACGGUGUUGUGAUACACCAACGGCCGGUGGUGACAGCAGGAGGCCGCGUCAGCUGGCCGCCAGGACAAGGGGCACGAUGGGGAGGAGAGGGGCAGGGGCAUGAGGUGUCCGACUGUGUGCAGAGAUGGCUGGCGUCGCUGCCCAGGGCGGG